This is a messenger RNA of Eucalyptus grandis, 2084 nucleotides long. Its product is annotated as G-type lectin S-receptor-like serine/threonine-protein kinase SD2-5. The record is from RefSeq and is a predicted model, not a curated record. Lineage: Eukaryota; Viridiplantae; Streptophyta; Magnoliopsida; Myrtales; Myrtaceae. The coding region runs from base 1 to 2058 and encodes 685 amino acids. The transcript has a single exon. Gene Ontology annotation, molecular function: ATP binding; protein kinase activity. Gene Ontology annotation, biological process: protein phosphorylation.
AUGUGGUCCACAAAUACCCCUGGCAAGUCAGUCGUAGGCUUAAACUUGACUGAAGUUGGUAAUCUCGUGCUCUACGACAGAAAUGAUGCCGUCAUUUGGCAGUCUUUCGAUCACCCUACAGACACAAUUCUUCCUGGACAGGAGCUACGUCCCGGCAUGAAGCUAACAGCAACAUCAAGGGCGUCGGAUGGGACAGCGCCGGUCUACACGUUCACUACUGAUGAUCAGAUAGGCUUUGUCGGAUCUGUGAGGGUAGACAAUUCUCCCCAAAUUUACUAUGAAACAAGCGAUGUGAGCAAAAUGAAGAGCGACAAUGGACAAGUUGGAGCACUUUACAAGAAUGGAACCUUCGGUGAGUUUGAAUUUUCCACAACAUCAUUGCCUCAGCUUAUCCGUUUGGGGCUGGAUGGGCAUCUGAAUCUUUAUGUUUAUGACGAGCACUCCACUAAUUGGAUGCCAACGGAUCUUCUUAAGAAUCGAGUUGAUGAUUGCACCUAUCCAUUCGCAUGUGGAAGUUAUGGCAUUUGUUCAUCUGCCUCUCAUGGCUAUGAUUGUCUGUGUCCAAACGAGACACAGCAAAUUGAUGCGAGGGCUUCGUCCUACGGUUGCAAUCGCACCUCCCCAUUCUCUUGUGAUUCACAUGAUAACACUUUCGCAGAAGUUGAGAAGAUCACCUUUUUUGCUUUGUCGUACAAUAAUAUUAGUGCAAACAUCUCAAACACAACUGUGGAGAGUUGCAAGGAAGAGUGUUUGAAGAAAGGGUGCUCAUGCACAAUGGCACUAUUUCAAAAUCAAGCCAAUUUGUUUGGUGGAGACUGCUAUUUAUUAUCAGAUUCAUUUUCCCUCAUAGACGACUCAUACGUGGGGUAUUCCAUCUUAGCAUUUAUCAAAGUCAACCAUAGUUCAAACACACUGAUGCCGUCAUCAAUCUUUCCAAGAAAGAGAAGGGGACGAAUAGUGUUAAUCCUAGGGACUACUGUUGGAGCAGUUUCUAUGGUCUUAGUAAGCAUAUUUGGGAUUUCUAUUUUAAGUAAGGUGAGAAGAAAUGAUGUCGAGGAUGAUGAUCUAGACUUACCAAGGCUUCAGAUAACUAGAUUCCCCUAUGAGGACUUAAAGGCCAUGACAGAAGAUUUCAACAUUAAGCUUGGGGAAGGAGGAUUUGGCUCAGUGUUUCUAGGAACUUUACCCAGCGGGGGUAGGAUUGCAGCCAAGCGUCUUCAUGGUUUUGGUCAAAUAAAGAAGUCAUUCUUGGCCGAGGCCGAAACCAUUGGCACAAUACAUCAUGUUAAUCUAGUAAGACUACUCGGAUUUUGUGCUGAAAAAUCAUUUCGGCUUUUAGUCUACGAGUACAUGUGCAAUGGUUCUCUUGAUAAGUGGAUCUUCCAUAAAGACCAAGAGUUUGACCUCUGUUGGCAAGUGAGGAGAAAGAUCAUUAUCGACAUUGCCAAGGGACUAGCCUAUCUCCAUGAGGAAUGCCAUCAAAAAAUCAUUCACUUAGAUGUCAAACCCCAAAAUAUACUGCUGGAUGAACAUUUCAAUGCGAAGCUCGCUGAUUUUGGAUUGUCGAAGCUAAUUGAAAAGGACCAAAGCCAAGUCAUGACGACCAUGCGAGGAACACCAGGUUACCUUGCUCCAGAGUGGUUAAGCUCUGUAAUCACAGAAAAGGUGGAUGUGUACAGUUUUGGCAUCGUGAUGUUAGAAGUCCUAUGUGGGAGGAAAAAUGUGGAUCGUUGUAUGCCGAGUGAUGAGGUGCAUAUGUUGACCCUUUUCAAGUGCAAAGCAGAGCAAGAACAGCUACUUGACAUGGUUGAUCAGUCCAGUGGUGACAUGCAACUGCACGGCCAAGAAACUGUCAAGAUGAUGAAAAUCGCAGCAUGGUGCUUGCAAGAUGAUCAUAGCAAGAGGCCGCUCAUGUCUCAAGUGGUUAAAUUCUUGGAGGGCUCAGUUGAUAUAGAAGAUGGCUUGAGAUACAGCUUCUCAGUUCCUUCUAAUCAUGGUGGUGAUAGUGUCGAUGAUGCUACUCAGCUAUUGCCGUCAACAUUAUCGGGUCCUAGAUGAACUAGACUAGCUUCGGAUCUGAACUC